GACAUGCCGAGACGCGCGGGCCGUGAAGCCGGAAAGACCAUUUCUUUUAUCUUCGUGUCAUGUCUACAUAUCUCAAGAUGUCUUUCCUUGGUCUUUGUUUGAUUGCUGGCCUUUGUCUCCUUAUUGUCGCCGCAAAGGCAGAACACAUGCCGGACAGGGUCUUUCAAGUAUCCUCAGACUGGAUGACAGAGGAUGUAUCGGUGGAAGGUACUGGCUGCGCCUGCAAUCAGUCAAGCGAGGACUGCGGUUGCUGCGCGCAUAUCAAGUUUGAUAAGUUUGACAUUGAUGACGACGUAUGCGUGAAUGUAACCUACCUUCCAUCGCAGAUUGGACUGGAUUUUACUCUGACGUGGAAUGGCAAGGCCCUCGUCAAUAAAACCAUCUCAGCUGUUAACCCGCCGCCAAUAUGCGUUGGCAUUCCGCACGUGGAUCUCCUCAAAGCCUGCGUAAAGUUCUCCAACAUAUCAUACAACAAGGAUCAUUUCGGCGGCUGCAUCUCCGUCGGCCUGGAGGCGCUUGGCUUCGAGAAGGACUUCCCUUUGGGAUGCAUCUACUCGUCAAAGAAAGAAUCCGUGCGCAUGCGUCGAUUGAGAAGGCUGCUUCGCAGGCUGGUGCGACGUAGAUAUUACAUGAAGGAUUUCUCAGAGUUCCAGAGAAUGGUGCAAAGGGGAAAGAAUGCUCGAAAGGAAUCAUUUGGCGAUGUAGAAAAUUAGGUGAAAGGUGCCUUUUGUUCCGUAGAAAUCCUGUAGAAUACAAGCGUGGAAACAUGUAUCGCUAUAGAGGUAUUUUAAUAAAAAAAGAGCUUGAAAGAAA
Messenger RNA from Nematostella vectensis (starlet sea anemone), 813 nucleotides. RefSeq lists its product as uncharacterized. Bases 60 to 713 code for a protein of 217 amino acids. Lineage: Eukaryota; Metazoa; Cnidaria; Anthozoa; Actiniaria; Edwardsiidae. The record is from RefSeq and is a predicted model, not a curated record. The transcript has 5 exons.